AUGGCUCACAAAAUCAAAGCUAUCAAUAAACAAUUAAACCAAAUUGCAACUGAUAUGAAAAUGUUACAGUUUCAAUCGACUGGUGAAACUAGUCGUCGAUACGAUGACCAAACUGCUGAGAAACGUAAGCGUCUAACUGCUUCAUUCUUUGGUGAUGAUUCAAAAAUUGUAGGAAGGGAGCAUGAUAAGUCAGAGAUAGUAAAGCUACUAACCUCAUCAGUAUCAUCAUCUUCUAUACAUUCCAAUCAACAAGAAAAAGUGUCUGUCAUAUCUAUAGUGGGUAUGGGGGGAUUGGGAAAGACCACUUUGGCUCAAUCCAUCUACAAGUUAGUAGAAAAACAUUUUCUAUACAGAAUAUGGGUUUGUGUGUGUUAA
Molecule: messenger RNA, 375 nt
Organism: Papaver somniferum (opium poppy)
Lineage: Eukaryota; Viridiplantae; Streptophyta; Magnoliopsida; Ranunculales; Papaveraceae
Product: putative disease resistance protein RGA3
Exons: 1
Coding region: 1-375 (124 amino acids)
Molecular function (GO): ADP binding
Source: RefSeq, a predicted model, not a curated record